AUGACACGUAUCAGUGAAGGUGAGUAUGGUGAGUAUUUUUCCCCUCUCUCACCCUCCCCCUCUUCUGGUGAAGCACAGGACACUGAUACCCAGCGUAUCAGUGAAGGUGAGUAUGGUGAGUAUUUUUCCCCUCUCUCACCCUCCCCCUCUUCUGGUGAAGCACAGGACACUGAUACCCAGCGUAUCAGUGAAGGUGAGUAUGGUGAGUAUUUUUGCCCUCUCUCACGCUCCCCCUCUUUUCAUGAAGCACCAUAUGCUGAUGACGGUGAACAGGAAGGUGAGUACCCCCCCUAUCUACCUGUAGAUGAUGAAGAGGUGAGUGAAGACACUGACAAUUCAUCUGACUGGAACGACUCAGAAGAGUGGGGGGAUUGGUCUAGCGGUGACUCGGGGUACGACACCAUGGAUGAGAGAGAUGAUUCCCCUCUCAUCCGGGAGCACCCUCCAGAGCCGUUUUGGCACAAUUGGCAACCUAUUGCUCCAGGUGCUGCCCCCAUCGCCAUGCCGCCUUUUGGCCAGGCCAACGCCCCACUCUUCCCUCGAAUUGUUGCCCCAGUUGGUGAUCCGCCAGCUGCUCCUCCCUCAGCUGUUCCCUCUGCUGCUCCUUCCCUCUCAAUCUGUUGCCCUGCUAAAAGAGAAGCAGAGAAGACAUCUGCACCGAAGAGGUAA
This is a messenger RNA of Oreochromis aureus, 669 nucleotides long. RefSeq names its product lisH domain-containing protein C1711.05-like. The coding region runs from base 1 to 669 and encodes 222 amino acids. The record is from RefSeq and is a predicted model, not a curated record. NCBI's taxonomy places the organism in Eukaryota, Metazoa, Chordata, Actinopteri, Cichliformes, Cichlidae. The transcript has 4 exons.